AUGUCUACCAGCAGAUUAUUCCAGCCCAUUACCGUUGGACGUCUCUCCCUCUCUCACCGAGUCGUCUUGGCUCCUAUGACGCGACUUCGUGUGAAUCCAGUUACAUUUUCCCCUUUACUACCUUCAGUGAAGGAUUACUAUGUCCAACGGGCCAAGGUGCCAGGCACGCUUCUCAUCACCGAGGGUACAAUUAUCGCGCCCAAAGCCUCUGGGUUUCCGGGAGCACCAGAAAUAUGGACUGAAGAGCAGAUCUCCGCGUGGAAAGAGGUCGUCGAUGGCGUACAUGCCCAGGGAAGCUAUAUCUACCUACAAAUCGCUGCUAUGGGACGUCAGGCAUCGCCGGAUUUCCUCAAGUCUCGCGACCCUACGUUCCCACAUGUAGGACCUUCGGCGCUGCCGCUUGCACCUGGCGCGCCUAUCCCCCGUGAGAUGACUAAAGAGGAGAUCAACGAACAUAUAGAGUUCUUUGGCAUUGCUGCGGCCAAUGCGGUGCACAAGGCUGGGUUCGAUGGUGUUGAGGUUCAUGGGGCCAAUGGGUUUCUUGUGGAUCAGUUCUUACAGAGCACGAGCAAUAUUAGAGAUGAUGAGUAUGGUGGGAAUGUCGAAAAACGGGUGAGGUUCCCAUUAGAAGUUAUUGAACGGAUAGUCAAGGAGGUCGGGGCAGAUAGGGUGGGACUUAGGUUGAGUCCGUGGAAUCGCAGUGCAGGAAUGCGAAUGGAGGACCCUAUACCGACCUUUUCGCAUCUGGUUACGCGGGUAAAGGAGGUGUAUCCUGACCUUGCAUUCAUGCAUGUCAUCGAGGCCCGCAAAGAUAUCAAGGAGUUCGAAACAAAUGACUUUAUUAGAGAAAUUUGGGCACCUAAGCCACUCAUUUCUGCUGGUGGUUAUACGAGAGACUCGGGUACCCAGACCGCCGACGAGAAGGGAGAUCUUAUUGCUUACGGCAGAUGGUAUAUCUCCAAUCCUGACCUUCCGACGAGAUUAGAGAAGAAUAUUCCGCUUGCGAAGUACGAUCGUCCUACGUUUUAUGUUUCUGGAGAUACCAGCGGUGUAGGAUUUACUGACUAUCCAUUUGCUCAAUGAUUUAUAUAUAUCUAUGAUCAAGCUUUAUAGACAAGUUAAAGGUAUUAGAUUAUUCAACAUACAACUAUGAAUUCAUUUCACGUUCUGGAUUGCCGAUUCUGCCACUGUACGAUUUUUAGGUCUUUUCUUUCAGACCUUGAAUAAUUUCAUGAUUUAUUGCAGUCCGCAACUUUUUUGGCCCCGUGAUACUAUCGACAGACUAUUUUCCGACUCUAGUACACGUCUCGGAAUUGUCGCCAACUAUUUGUCUUCAACCUGAGAAGAAAGCACGAAUACCGCACAAAGUCUUGUCUGUAGAAAGAGAUAG
Molecule: messenger RNA, 1390 nt
Organism: Desarmillaria tabescens
Lineage: Eukaryota; Fungi; Basidiomycota; Agaricomycetes; Agaricales; Physalacriaceae
Exons: 5
Coding region: 1-1083 (360 amino acids)
Molecular function (GO): NADPH dehydrogenase activity; FMN binding
Source: RefSeq, a predicted model, not a curated record